Drosophila willistoni is the source of this 1556-nucleotide messenger RNA. RefSeq lists its product as uncharacterized. Lineage: Eukaryota; Metazoa; Arthropoda; Insecta; Diptera; Drosophilidae. The coding region runs from base 107 to 1456 and encodes 449 amino acids. The transcript has a single exon. The record is from RefSeq and is a predicted model, not a curated record.
CGUAAAGGAAAAAUAAACUGACGCAGACUGUCAAAGUGGCUGACUUGCUUAAAUAAAUUCUCGAAUUCUCAUCAUCUUGCGUUACAAUUAAUAACUGCAUUUCAAAAUGCCUUUGGAACACGUUGUAAUUUCCUAUGUACGCGACGCAAAUUGGCUAAAUGUCUUGAUGCUAAAGUCUGUAGACAUACUUCAACCGUACACCAAUCCAUUGGUCAGCCAGGACAGGCGUAUUGAGGUCAAUCCCUAUGGCUUUCGCUGGUUGGAGGCACAAGUUGAGCAGCGGGUGCCGUUUAAAGACAUGUUCGAAGUGAAUCACGAUCUGGAGGAUCAGAUGAUGUUGGGUCAUGCCGAGGAAACUGGCAUCGACAUAACAUUUGGUCUAAGUCUGAAGAGGAUUAAUCACUUCUUAUUGGAGCGGAAUACUGUCAAUGUGGAGCUGGAGAAACUGAGAAUGACAAUCGAUGAAAAUGUGCUCUCGACUCUAUACUGCAGUCAGUGUGCCAAUGAAAUUGUGCAGACCCGUUGUUUCGGUCACAUAAGGCCAUUUCCAGUUUUGACAAUGCGUCCGGAGACCUGUUUCGCUACUAAAUAUCCAGUGAACGUCUAUCCACGAGAUGAUGGUAUCUUCUUUGGCCUCAACUAUAUUGUCGUCUCGCCGAGGGUACUGGGAACACGUGGCAUCCUCUAUUUCAGUAACGCGCAAGGAUGCUCUGUGGUCUGCGGACGUUGCCGCCAAUUGCUGGGUGAAGUCUUGGGCGAUGGUGUGGCCAUUCUCUUAUAUGCAGAUACCAUAAGAUCAUCACCAUUCAUGAGCUUUCAGUUGAACGAAAUAUUCAAGCAUGUCAAUACUACGCAAAUUAUGCUACGUCUGCUAUACGAUGGCAUGCCGAUGAAUGCGGAAAAGUCACGGCUAUUUUUGAAAUGUAUACGCCCCGAUGGCCAACACCACUAUUUGGUAAUACUGGAAAUUCGUCCGAUUCAUAUUUUUCGGUCUAAAGUCUGUCUAACCGAUGACAUUGAUCAGCCAGUGGAACCGUCAAUCAGUUUUACUGACAGCAGCAGUGAGGGCAGCCAGGAUACGGACACUUCUAGCACUAGCAGUGGCAAGAGGAGCGACCAUGGCAGGGCUGGAAAUCGUGCAGCCAAGAGGCAAAGAAGUGGUUUAAACAGGUCGGUGACUUCUGUGGAUCUAGAGGGUUAUCGUGGACGUCGCCUCAAGUACUUGUUCUUCCGCACGGAUGAAGAAAUUGCCAAUGCUACUGAAAAUUUACAAGAAGCAAUAACUAAUGACAGCCUCGUAGUUCGCAUCUCAUAUGUCAUGCUUAUGGAACUGGUCAACGAACUGAACUACAAUGAGCAAAUGGUGGCUUCAUUGGAGAAAUUGCCUCCAGCAGAGGUCAGCAUGGAUACAGCGCGUCUCAGUUAUAUACUCUUCAAGCACGAUGGGGACUCUUAAAAUGUUGUAGCCAAAGGCGCCAAGACUUCAGUCCAUAAUAAAGAAAAGCUUCUCUUUUCUAUGCAAGAACCGGAAAAUAAAUCAGCAUUCUAAAAAGUUA